GAAAAGAACCCCAGAAAAUACUGCCAAAAACUUUUUUACAAAGCUCUCAUGAAAUGUAGUCAUUCAGUGAUGCAAUAGCACAGUAAGACACAUUUGUUGUUGCAACUAAACAGGGGAGGAACUUACCCUCCAAAUUUGCCUGAGUAAAAUUACUAAUUCUACACUAAUAUCUCCAUUCUUUGUGAAGCUCACUACAUCUAUUGAUAAUAAUACUAGAUUUUUCACAUGCCAAUUACACUUACUCCAGAUAUAAUUCUAGGGGACAUACCAGCCUUAUCUAUUAUGUGUGCUGUAAAUACUCUCUGGGUUUUACUGAGCAGCAAUCCACCUCCAGGAAAACCCACACAGAAGUCAUGAAUUCUGUGGUGCUGGACACCUUGGAUUUGCUCUCCUAGUGCAGCAGAGGCAUCAGAUCUUCCUGAAGCCCCACGCUGCCGCGUGCAGAAUUCCUCCCUCAUUCCCAGCUUUCAGUGGAAGCACCUGCUGCAGACAUCUGUUACAGCAUGCUCCACUUGCCAUCAGAUGAAUAAUGUCUCCCCUAUCACACACUGUCACUGCAGCAACUUCAAAUAGAGCCAUGCAAGUAGGAGAGAAGUCAUUUUAAUGACUAAGUAGCUCACAUUUAAUUUAUUUUACAGUUCAACAAUGGCCAUCACUGACAUCCUCUCAGCUAAAGAUAUUGAAUCUGCUCUCUCCAGCUGCCAGGCUGAUGAUUCCUUCAACUACAAGUCUUUCUUCUCCACGGUGGGUUUAUCCAGCAAAACUCCUGAUCAGAUAAAGACAGUUUUUGGAAUCCUUGAUCAGGACAAGAGUGGUUUCAUUGAAGAAGAAGAGCUGCAGCUGUUCCUGAAGAAUUUCUCUUCAAGUGCCAGAGCCCUUACCUCAGCAGAGACCAAGGCUUUUCUGGCUGCAGGAGACACUGAUGGUGAUGGCAAAAUUGGAGUGGAAGAAUUCCAGUCUCUGGUGAAGGCAUAAACAGCAUUAGACCAAAGGCAACCUUGGGCUGACUCUGCCAAUUACCUCGUCCAGCAAGCACUUCGCACUCAGCAUGUGUUUGUACAUUUUUAUAUUGUUUCAGGCAUUAACAGUUCCCCACACGUGAAGUUCACGCACCUGAUUGACGAGAAAUCUUGCAAUGUUUUGGUCACCUGGCAUUGUUACAUUUCCAUUGUAAGGAAGGCACUUUGUGAUUUUCCACCACCGAUAAUGUUGAAAUUGUGGUUGGGAGAGGGGAGAAAA
Messenger RNA from Sturnus vulgaris (Common starling), 1239 nucleotides. Its product is annotated as parvalbumin, thymic. Gene Ontology annotation, cellular component: cytoplasm. The record is from RefSeq and is a predicted model, not a curated record. Gene Ontology annotation, molecular function: calcium ion binding. Lineage: Eukaryota; Metazoa; Chordata; Aves; Passeriformes; Sturnidae.